AGCUUACAGUCGCAACUCAUCUCUUGCACUACAAGCCCUCUUCUCUACUUUUCCACCGCUCCUCGUACUCAGCAGCCAUGCGUUUCUUCGCCACCCUCGUCCUCGCUCUCCCUGCGCUCGCCAUGGCCACAGCCGUGCCCCGCGACGUCAAUGGCGGUACUCCGCCCAAGUCGUGCAGCUCCGGCCCUGUCUAUUGCUGCAACAAGACCGAGGAUUCUAAGCACCUCGACAAGGGGACCACGGCGCUUUUGGGUCUCCUCAACAUCAAGGUUGGGGAUCUCAAAAAUCUGGUUGGCCUCAACUGUUCGCCCAUCUCCGUCAUCGGGGUUGGCGGUAACAGCUGCUCGGCGCAGACGGUGUGCUGCACGAACACCUACCAGCAUGGCCUGGUCAACGUCGGCUGCACUCCCAUCAACAUCGGCCUUUGAGGAUGCGGAUGUCUGCCUGGCACUUCAAUAGUGCCCAAGUCCAUGUUCAGUUGCUCUCCCUUAUGUGCUCGCUUGAAAUAACAUGUUGCUCCUUCUUAUUGUAUGCUCGUAUGAGCAAGUUUUCUUGAAUAUACUAUGCCUAUUUGUGACUCCUCC
Molecule: messenger RNA, 584 nt
Organism: Schizophyllum commune H4-8
Lineage: Eukaryota; Fungi; Basidiomycota; Agaricomycetes; Agaricales; Schizophyllaceae
Gene: Hyd7
Product: fungal hydrophobin
Exons: 4
Coding region: 78-428 (116 amino acids)
Cellular component (GO): fungal-type cell wall
Molecular function (GO): structural constituent of cell wall
Source: RefSeq, a predicted model, not a curated record